Messenger RNA from Arabis nemorensis, 642 nucleotides. Lineage: Eukaryota; Viridiplantae; Streptophyta; Magnoliopsida; Brassicales; Brassicaceae. The record is from the annotation of a GenBank genome assembly.
AUGGCACCAAAUGUUCACAAGAAACUCCCACCAAGUGUUCUUGCCAAAAUCGCCAGAUUUACUGCCGAUAAUCGUAUCGAGGAUUUGAAAAACUUCAUCAGAGUUGGUCCAGACCUGAAGAAUGUUGCACUAUCAAACGAGGCUCUAUACCACCUCUGUGUUGAAUACCGUCAUGAUUUCGCAUGGUGGUCUGGCACGAAUUCAUGGUAUUACGGUCUUUUCAUAAAGCUUGUUGGAGCCAAAAACUCGUACGCUCUUUACAUCGAAAGUAUAAGGCUCGCAUUCAACGUCGGGGAGAUUGAUGUUGCGCUUUAUCUUUUGGAUGAUGUUAAGGACAUCCAUCCUCAUGCUAAACUAAUGUUCAUCAUGCUCUGUUUCUGUGCCGGCCGUGAAUGUUUGAAGGUUUAUCUCAUGUUCCAGGCACAUUUCAAAUUCGCUGAGGUGGAGUGGAUGGGUAAAGAACUGAUGUAUCACAUUGAUGCAGUUAAUUCGAGGAAGGCUGACACUUACAGAAAAACAUGGAAACUGGAUUACUGUCCUGAAUGUUGGGAUAUGCAUGCCUGGUUAGGAGAGAACAAUGGGGAGCGGUGCAAUGACUGUGUCUACUUCUAUUUGUCUAGGGACAUAUGCAGAAUGUUGUAG